Penicillium waksmanii is the source of this 885-nucleotide messenger RNA. RefSeq lists its product as uncharacterized. The transcript is spliced from 3 exons. The record is from RefSeq and is a predicted model, not a curated record. Lineage: Eukaryota; Fungi; Ascomycota; Eurotiomycetes; Eurotiales; Aspergillaceae. Bases 1 to 885 code for a protein of 294 amino acids.
AUGGAGCACAUUACUAAAAUCGAAACCGAGUGGGAAAAGCCCGAUAUUGAAGCUGAGUUGAACGAGAAAGCUCAGCCGGGCCUCCUUCCUUUCGAUCUCUUCGCUAUAGAACACUGGGAUAACAAAGCCCCUCUGGAAGAAAGUCCCCGACAAUGGGAGAAGCUGGUCCGCGAAUGGAAAGAGAAGACUCUAAUCGAGCGUGCUCCCUACAACGACGCGGCAUAUCUCGACCCUCCGUCCCCAGCAACAGAAGCUCAAAGAGCACAGAUAUUCAGGCCUAACCAAACAAUCUUCGAGCGAAAUAUCAGCAUAGAGGCGAACAUCGGGAAGCCAAUGACCUGGCUACGAACCUGCUACGACCCCGAUCUAGAAGAAAUAUACAAUGAACUAGCCGAUAAGGCCAGUGCCCCGAGGCACGGAAUAAACUUGAAUGGAGACCGAGAACUGGAUGAUAAAUCUCGGUACGCCUUCGAAGAUUGGCGAGAUGUAUACCUCCGUGUUCCGAACAUUCUUGAUUUUGGACAACUUUCCUAUGGCCCGAGUGAGACGUCGUGGGAUGGGUUGGAUCUAUAUUAUUGUAGCGGUUUGAAUGAUAAGGAGAUGAUGCAGGAGGUUGAAGAUUUGGAAAAUGAAGAGGCGAAGCCGCUUUAUAGGGCUCAGUUGAGGAUCCAGGCGAUUGUUUAUUUGCUUGAUCAGGAGGCGUUGGAGAAGAAGCUUGUUAAGAUGCUUUGGAUUGAUGAGCAUGGGGAGCCCGUUUGGGAUAAUUGGAUUGAUCCUGAUAGAGUUGGGUUAGAUUCGUUUACUGGGCUUUUGAUGGAUGGAUUUAUGCCGUCGGAGAUUAUUGGCGAAAAUAAUUAUGUAAGGGGGAGUUUUAUUAUGAAUUGA